This is a messenger RNA of Funneliformis mosseae, 579 nucleotides long. Lineage: Eukaryota; Fungi; Glomeromycota; Glomeromycetes; Glomerales; Glomeraceae. The record is from the annotation of a GenBank genome assembly.
AUGCCCGUUGAUAAAUCCGGAGAAGAAAUUUCACCUGUCGUCAGCUUGGACGACCUUAAGGUCGGCCAACGAGUUCUUUACCAUCCAGUCGGAGGUUCUCAACAGACUACCGAAGGCGUUAUCAAGGAAAUUAUUACCGAACCUGAAGUUGCGGGUCAUAGGCAAGUUCAAGUGAAAGCGUCUGAAACUGAUCCAAGGAUCUUGAUUGAGAAUUCAAACACCCAUAAAAAUAUGUCGACUCUAUUUUUGAAAUCGCGUCAAUUGUUCGCAGGUUCAUUUCUCAUGCAAACUCGUCAAUUCUCGUUCAAAUUUUCACGAGUCCUUUCACCUCUUGGAAGUCACAUGUCUAUUGAUCCGGAAAUUGUAAAGCAAGAAAAAGAAAAGGUCGUGAAGAAAGAAAAAACGAGUACAAUUAAAUCAGCUCCAGGGUGGAGUGAAAAUUUAGCAUCCGAAAGCGAAGCAGCGGUCAAAGCGGAGAGAGAUCAUUCGGUUACCAUCGAAGAUUUGCAAAAUCAUUCGAUUAAUAUUAUUGAACAACAUCAUGGUGAUAGACAAGAACAACCGCGACAAGAACAAUAA